Molecule: messenger RNA, 1274 nt
Organism: Polyodon spathula (Mississippi paddlefish)
Lineage: Eukaryota; Metazoa; Chordata; Actinopteri; Acipenseriformes; Polyodontidae
Product: tyrosine-protein phosphatase non-receptor type substrate 1-like
Biological process (GO): immune response
Cellular component (GO): external side of plasma membrane
Source: RefSeq, a predicted model, not a curated record
UAACAGCAGCUAUGAUCCAAACAUACAUGUGCCAGAGCUACUCUCAAAUCAGCCAUACAUGAGUUAUCUCAGUGUAGGCUGUUUCUACAGCAUGAUCUAUGUAUAAAACAACACUGAGGCUCUGCCUUUAACAGCACUGCUGUGUUGUUCUUCUUCUCCAGUCCGGCCUGACGUGAGUGUGAUUAAGAGGAAGGCUCCUCGCUCUGCAGGAAUGGAGGUGCUCUGUCACUUGAAAGGGUUCUACCCGCGAGAGGUGGAUGUUUCCUGGGUGAGAGACGGGGAGACAGUGCUGGAGGAGCGGGUGUGGACCGGGGAGGUUCUCGCCAACAGGGACGGGACCUACCAGCUGAGAAAGACCCUGGCAGUGAGUGCUGAGGACCAGGAGAAACACAGCUGCUCCUGUGAGGUGGACUACAGCAGCCUGGAGGAAACGAUGAAGAAAUGGGUCUGGCCUGAAGUGAGUGUGAUUCAGAGGAAGGCUCCUCGCUCUGCAGGAAUGGAGGUGCUCUGUCACUUGAAAGGGUUCUACCCGCGAGAGGUGGAUGUUUCCUGGGUGAGAGACGGGGAGACGGUGCUGGAGGAGGGGGUGUGGAGUGGGGAGGUGCUCCCCAAUGGGAACGGGACCUAACAGCUGAGAAAAACCCUGACAGUGAGCGCUGAGGACCGGGAGAAACACAGCUACUCCUGCCAGGUGGGUCACAGCAGCCUGGAGGAGAAGAUGAAGAAAUGGGUUCCUCAGGCUGCUCGGCACACAUGGCUUGUUGCUGUUGGUGUUCCGGCUGCUGCUCUGGUUCUGAUCGUUGUCUUUAUCGGUGUCGUCACCUGGAAGAAGAGAACAGCAGGAGUCCCAUUCUCCUCCUGCUCCGCACCGCUCCCCCAGGAGGAUGAACAGGACUCUACAGCCGCCAUGCCCCUGUCUUCCACAGCCGGGGCAGCUGAGGGGCAAGCUGAGGGCCAGGAGAGCUUGACUGGAGCUCCACCCUCACUGUGCUAGCAGGGUUGGUAGAGAUGCUUGGCUUUCAACAGCAAAGUCAUUUAUUUUUACUUGGAUUGUGUUUUAUUGUUCUUGUUUUCAGUGUCAGUCAAUUCCCAGCUCCUGUCAGACACAUCUUGAAAGAAAAGUGUGAUGUGCUGUUUGUAAAUAAACAAUGUGACAUAAGUAGUGAGGCAGGAGGGAGCAGAGGAAGCAAGCGGAUGGCUAUGCUUGCUACUUUUCUUGGUUUGCUGUUUUGUGUUUUGUGAAUCUUCUGGUCCAGUGAAGGCAUCGCCCAGUC